GAAUAAAGAAGUUUAGUUUGAGCAAGAUGGCCGGCCGGUGGGGUUCGGCCAUUUACUACGUCGUGCUGAUCCUCAAUCUGAUCCUGCUGACCGAGUGCAAUUACGGCGAGCGGUACGGUGACAAGGCGAGGUCGCUGCAUCUUGCGAAGGAGAAUGAUUCGCCGUACAGGGAGCCGCUCGUCAUCACGAAGCGGAGCGCGGAGCCGACGCGCGGCCACGGCGACGAGAAAACGCCGUCGCUGUCGCGUACGCGCAGGGACGCGCCGACGGAGCAGCAGCAGCAGCAGCAGCAGCAUCCAAACAAUAACCCAAACAUUACGACGAAGGUCAACGCUUUAAAUGAUUCACAUCAGCAAUUGAUGGUCCACUGGGUCGGGGAGGGCUCCAACGUAAUAAUAUGUCUGGCAAGGGAUAGUACGCCCGUGAUGCGCUUCCAGGCAGGAAGAUUCUCUUCCCCGACCCACCCCAGUGCUGUGUACAUAAGCUACGACUACGGUGAUACAUUUGAGAAUAAGACUGAGGAGUUCAGGAUUUCAUCCGAUCCCAAUGCUCCGUAUGCGGUUGUGGACAAGUUCACCAAUCACCCCAAGUUCUUUCAGCAUUGCGUUUUCGUGGACAGUUUGAAUAGUCUGAUAUUUAUUACGAGUAAUAACGGAAUAAAUAUUCAGAGGUCCUCGGUGCCGUUUCACCCGAGUGAAAUUUCAUAUUAUGACUCAGACCCACGUGUGCUCGUCGCGUUGGACAAGAUCGAUUCGAUACGAAAGUUAUGGCUGUCGAUCGAUCGCGGAAUGGUCUGGAUACCGAUCCAUCAAUAUGUGAAGGCUUUCUUCUGGUCGCCCUAUCAAGUUUUAUAUGUGGAACGUACAGAACCCAGCGGUUCGAACACCGUUUUAAAAUUGGAUAUCAAAAACUUACUUGCGUACCAGCGGAAUGCUAAUGCACUGCGUAUAAGAUUAUCCAUACGGAAGGAAUUUGUUCCGGUUAUCCAGAAUGUCGAGGACUUUCAAAUAAGGGGUGACUAUAUGUUCGCCACCAUGAAGAACUCCAAGAACGGGACAUCGGAACAUCUGGACCUCUACAUCUCCUAUAAAAACCAGUCCUUCGUCAUGGCGCAUUUUAAUACAGAAUUGGACUGCAAGGAUUAUCACAUCGUCGACGUGUCGUCCAAUCGGGUGUUCAUCGCGGUAUCCCACAGCGAGACCAUGGUGAAUCUUUACGUGUCGGAGGUUAUAGAUCACGAGAAAGCUAUAUUUACUUUAUCUCUGGACGGCAUCCUCACAUUUUUCCCUAACAGCACUUGGAAAGAUAGUUGGCUGAAUGACGUGGCCGAUGAAGCAUUCACGGACCUGUACAAGGUCGAAGGCCUCCGAGGUAUAUACAUAGCGUCGCAAGUCAAAGGCGCCCCGAAAUCAGGUUCGAUCGGACCGGAACACCUGGCGUCGGUGAUCACCUUCGAUCACGGCGUCACGUGGCUCAGCAUCAAGGCUCCGGCAGCGAAUCAUGAGGGCUUUUACAUCCAUUGCACGAAAGAUUGCUCGUUGCACCUGAGCCAGAGGUUCAGUCAGUUGUAUCCGGUGACGAGAUCCGUGACGAUUAUGAGCUCCAAGUCUGCGCCCGGAAUAAUAAUGGCCACCGGCGUGGUCGGGCCGAGCUUGAAGGGUCAUCCCGCGCUGUAUGUGUCGCGAGACGCCGGUCUCACUUGGAAGCAGGUUCUGAAGGAUUAUUACUUCUUCAACAUGGGCGACUACGGCGGCCUUCUGGUGGCCGUCAAGUAUUUCAAGUCGCGCGGCGAGACCAGGGAUAUCUCGUACUCGACCGACGAGGGCGAGACUUGGCAAACGUACGAGUUCAACGAAAAGAUGUUGCGCGUCUACGGUCUCAUGACGGAGCCCGGUGAGAACACCACGGUGUUCACCAUGUUCGGCUCAGACAGCGGGCAACAUCAGUGGUUGAUUAUCAAAGUCGACCUGCGAAAUGUGUUCGAGAGAGACUGCACAGAGGACGAUUACAAGUUCUGGUCGCCGUCGAGCGAUGAGCAACCAGUGAUGUCGUGCGUGCUGGGCCAGAAGGAGACGUACCAGAGACGCGCGCUGCGCGCCAAUUGCUACACAGGAUUGAAUUACACCCGAGCGAUGAGACCGGAGAUCUGCCCAUGCGACGCGAACGACUAUCAGUGCGACUACGGCUUUGUGCGCUUUGGCAGUCCUUAUCAGUGCAUCCGCGACAAGUCCAUUCCGAAUUACGACCCUUACGCCGUGCCGAGCACAUGCAACUCCGGCGAGUUUUACAACCGUACUAAAGGCUACGUGAAGAUAUCCGACGACGAAUGCAAAGGCGGCCUCGCGAGGAACUUCGAGCCCGACGAGAUACCCUGCCCGAUGUACGAGCGUCGCGAGUUUCUGCUGGUCGCCCAACGGGAGCACAUCUCGCGCAUCGACCUGGUCGACGAGAACCUGGAGAUGCUACCGGUGCACGGGCUGAAGAACGUAAUCGCCAUAGAAUUCGAUCUGAAGAACAAUUGCCUGUACUGGGCGGACAUCGUGAACGACACCAUCGGUAGGCAAUGCCUGAGAGACGGUACCAGUUACCCCGAGAUCCUCGUCGAGACCGACUUGAGUUCCAUCGAAGGGAUGGCCUUCGACUGGGUGUCCAACGUGCUUUACUUCGUGGACGGCGUCAAGAUGCGGAUACAGAUCAUCCGGACGGACGUCUCUACCAUGGGCAGGAUGCGCAGGACGAUAUUGGGGCCGAACAAUCUGCAGAAACCCAGAGGCAUCGCGGUGCACCCGAUGAACGGCUACAUGUUCUGGACCGAUUGGGCGCCGGGCAACGCCUCGGUGUCGCGCGCCAAUCUCGAUGGCACGGACGUGAAGCGGCUGUUCGUGAAGCCCACGGUCGAGUGGCCGAACGGCAUAACGAUCGAUCACAUCGCCGAGCGUAUCUACUGGGUGGACGCGCGCGCCGAUUACAUCGGCUCGUCGGACUUCGACGGCAAGCGAUUCAAGAAGAUCAUCGCCAGCGACGAGCGCGUGUCGCACCCGUUCGCGGUCGCCGUGUUCAAGGACAACAUGUACUGGGACGAUUGGAAGCAGUCCAUGAUAUUUGUCGCCAACAAGGACCACGGUGUCGGGAUAUCGAUGAUAAUCGGCCAGAUGGCCGGCCUGAUGGACCUGAAGAUCUUCGCGCACAGCGUGCAGGUCGGCACGAACGCAUGCGCGAAUAACAGCUGCUCGCACAUCUGCCUGGGCGCGCCGCACGGCGGCCACGUGUGCCUCUGCCCGGACGGGAUGGUGAUGCACGAGGGCAAGUGCAUGUGCCCGGGCGGCAACAAGCCGUACAACGACUCCACGUGCCCGCGCAUCGCCAGCACGUGCUCUUCGAACCAGUUCGCCUGCCUGAACGGUGUUUGCAUCCCGGAGUUCUGGAAGUGCGACGGCGACAACGACUGCGGCGACGGUUCCGACGAGCAACAAUGCAACAAGGCCACCUGCAGCCCCAACAACUUUGAGUGCGAUGGCAAGUGCAUACCCAGGUAUUGGGUGUGCGACCUUGACCGGGACUGCAAGGACGGUGCGGACGAGAGGAAUUGCACGUACUCCAACUGCACGGACGCGCAAUUCAAGUGCGACAACGGCCGCUGCAUCUCGCACCGUUGGCGUUGCGACGGCGAGGACGACUGCAGGGACGGCUCGGACGAGCUAAAUUGCACGAAAAACGUGUUGCCGAGCACUUGCCGCUCCGACGAGAUCGUAUGCCCGAAGGACCACUCGUGUAUACCCACCGCUUGGAAGUGCGACGGCGAGCCCGACUGCGAGGACGGCCUGGACGAGACCGGGUGCAACAACAUGGUGUGCGAGUCGUGGCAGUUUACGUGCAACUCGAGCAAGGAGACACACCGCUGUAUAUACAAGUCCUGGAAAUGCGACGGCGAUAAGGACUGCGCCGACGGCUCCGAUGAAUUCAACUGCACCACCACGCCAAACGUACCGACGCCGUUGAUGCCGAAUCUGCCCACCAACUCGUGCAACGACUGGAUGUUCAUGUGCAACAACAAGAAAUGCGUGCCCUACUGGUGGAAAUGCGACAGCGUGGACGACUGCGGCGACGACUCCGACGAGGUUGGCUGCAGCAACGUGGAGAUGACGUCGGACACUGUGCCGCCACUGUUCACGGAGCUGCCGCGAGUUUGCCGCGAGCACCAGUUCCAGUGCUACAACGGCGAUUGCAUCGAGAACUCGUGGGUGUGCGACGGCUCCAAGGACUGUCCGUCCGGCGAAGACGAGGUGCGCUGCGACCAGCUGCAUAUGUCGUGCCAGAACGAUCAGUUCAUGUGCCGGCGCGACGGCUCGUGCGUGCCGCUGACGAACAUCUGCAACGGCAUCGAGGAGUGCCCGGACGGCAGCGACGAGCUCGGCUGCCUCACCAAUCACGAAUCCAGCCCGGCCGCCGGGCCGUCAUGCUUGGUCGGCCUGUUCCCUUGCGACGAAACGCGCUGUUUCCCCUUGGCGGCCUACUGCGAUGGCAACCAGGACUGCUUCGACGGCUUCGACGAGAGCAAUUGCGAGAAGAACAGCUCGCGCGUCUAUCAGGUCCUGGUGAUGGGCGUGGACGAGCGCUCCAUCAACGACACCAGCUUCUUCCUCUUCUGGUGGAUGCCGAUACCGGCCAACGUCACUUUCGAGUUCCUGCCGUCGAUCGCGCGAGCUGUGCCCGGGGCUACGUGGACCAACGCUACUGACUGGAUCGAAGACACCGAUUACUUGUUCAACAACCUCGACCCUUACACGCGCUACAACUUGACGGUAUAUGUGAAGCUGAAGGGUCAGAACACCGUGUUCCCGCCGGCCAAGUAUCUAAUCGUCAUGACUGGCGAGGGCUUGCCCUCCGAGCCGUGGAACGUCACGGUCGUCCAGAAGAAUGGCACUCGCGUGGAGGUCUCUUGGCGGUCACCUGCACGGCCGAACGGCCUCAUCAUCGGCUACAAUGGCUACAUCACUCCGCCCAUACCACCAUUGGAGUUCACCCGGCAAAAGACCUCGGCGAUCAUCGACAUGGCCUUCGAGGCGGACAAGAAUUACUCCUUCUGGGUCGUGGCGAAGAACCGGCAAUACCAGUCGGCUUCGUCGAAGGUGACCACGUUUAUGUUCGACGGCUCGGCGAACAUCGACGACAUCAAGGACCUGCAAGUCGUCGCGACGACCAAUCACUCGGUCAGCUUGAAAUGGCGGAAGAUGAAAGAUGUGGACAGCUAUCACAUCACACCCCGAGGACCCCUCUCGUAUCCGAUUAUACAGACCGUCUCGACUACGAACAAUGAGAUAGAAGUGACGAAACUGGCCCCGGGCACGAAAUACACGUUCGAAGUCGGCGCGAUGAAGAAACAGUACAUGGGCAAGUUCACCACGGUGGUAGCCACGACGAACGGCACUGCGUUGCCAACGAUCACGAAACUUGACGCGCAAUUGGUCAAGUCCCAGAGAACGACCGUGAAGCUCACCUGGGAUCCUCCGAAGAGCACCCGAAAGAUCAAAUGGCAGUACGCUAUUUAUUAUGCCAUCAACAUGAUGGACUUCUUUAAAGCUGCGAAGCUCACGACGACUAAUCUCACGGCUACGAUCAAAGACUUGGAAGCGUGCGAGGCGUAUUUCUUCGCCGUUGGUGUGAACGGCGAGUACGGGGCAGGACCGCUGAAUCAACCGGUGUCAGUCACGACGCACUUCAACAAGCGCGCGCCCCCGAAGAGAUUGCGCGUGACCCCGUCGUCGGAUAAAAACGAUAGCUUUAUCGUCUCGUGGUACGCGAGCUGCCCAACGAUCGACGAGCCGAUCAGUUACACGAUCACUGUUACGGAAAUGAUCCUCAACAAGCCGACAGUCGUGACGUUGUCGCCGACUAACGAGACCGUCAUGAAGCAUACGUUCCAUUCGUUCAAGUACAGCGGGAAGUACAGUAUUACGGUAGCGACCGACGUAGAGAACGCUAUACCUAGCCAACCGUUCAUCUACGUAGCUCCGCCGAUCAAGUCACCCCAUCAGUUGAGCGUUUUGCGUAACAACCGAGACUAUUACAUUUACUGGCAAGAGCCAGACCUGCCGGAGAACAUGAAGAAGGAUAUCAAUUGGCACUACGAAAUUCUCGUGGCCGAGGGCUCGAGGAUGAUAAACGAGUCGACCGCGAAGAUCCUGUGGGCAGAUCAGAAGCCGUUUUACAUCUACAAGGAUGCUAAGACGGACACGAUUUACACGUUCGCCGCACGACUAGUCACCGAAGAGGGAUACCAGAGUUCGUUGAGCGAGACCUGGAGCACGCAGAUAUCCGCAGGAGCACAGUACCCGGUGAUAAUGAGCACGUCGAACAUACUGUCCCUCGCCAUACCGAUCUGUCUGCUCGUCGUGGCGCUCGGCUCGGCGCUGGCGUAUUUCGUUAUACGACACAGGAGGCUCUCCAACAGCUUUACGCAAUUCGCCAACAGUCACUACGAUACGAGGCGAGGUCAGGCUACUUUCCCGGGUACGACGGAUGGUUUAGAGGAAGAAGACAGCCCAGUGAUUCGAGGUUUCUCGGAUGACGAGCCGCUGGUAAUCGCAUGAGAAGCAUAUACAUGUGUAAUCAGGAUAUUUACGUGCUAGGAAGGAUGUGCCAAGCCACCAAGUAACAUGAUAAUUUCAAAUAUAUAUUAUACAUA
Molecule: messenger RNA, 6685 nt
Organism: Harpegnathos saltator (Jerdon's jumping ant)
Lineage: Eukaryota; Metazoa; Arthropoda; Insecta; Hymenoptera; Formicidae
Product: sortilin-related receptor
Exons: 10
Coding region: 27-6590 (2187 amino acids)
Biological process (GO): post-Golgi vesicle-mediated transport
Cellular component (GO): membrane; Golgi apparatus
Molecular function (GO): protein binding
Source: RefSeq, a predicted model, not a curated record